CCGCACUCGAGCAGCCGCCGCCGGCCGGACGGGCGCCGCUCCCGCCGCCUCCGCUCCGCCCGCUCGGCCGCGCUGCCCGCCCCUGCCUGGCAUGUCGGCAGCCGUGGCGUGCGUGGAUUACUUCGCCGCCGACGUGCUCAUGGCCAUCUCCUCAGGCGCCGUGGUGCACCGCGGGCGACCGGGCCCCGAGGGCGCGGGCCCGGCCGCUGGCCUGGAUGUGCGCGCGCCGCGCCGCGAGGCCGCCCCGCCCGGGCCCCCGGGGCCGCCGCCACCGGCCCCCGCCGUCCCGGGCCCAGGCCCGAGCGCCGCCGCCGCCGCACCCCACCUGCUGGCCGCCAGCAUCCUGGCCGACCUGCGCGGCGGGCCCGGCGCCGCUCCGGGGGGCGCCUCGCCCGCCUCUUCUUCGGCCGCCUCGUCCCCGUCCUCCGGCCGCGUCCCCGGCGCCGCGCCCGCCGCCGCCAAGAGCCACCGCUGUCCCUUCCCGGGCUGCGCCAAGGCAUACUACAAGUCCUCCCACCUCAAGUCGCACCUGCGGACGCACACAGGUGAGCGCCCCUUCGCUUGCGACUGGCCGGGCUGCGACAAGAAGUUCGCGCGCUCCGACGAGCUGGCCCGCCACCAUCGGACGCACACGGGCGAGAAGCGCUUCCCCUGCCCGCUCUGCUCCAAGCGCUUCACCCGCAGUGACCACCUGACCAAGCACGCGCGCCGCCACCCCGGCUUCCGCCCGGAACUGCUCCGGCGCCCGGGCGCCCGCAGCACCUCGCCCAGCGACUCGCUGCCCUGCAGCCUGGCGGGCAGCCCCGCGCCCAGCCCGGUGCCCAGCCCGGCCCCCGCCGGCCUGUAGAGCCCCAGUCCAGCCACCCUGAGCGCGCCCCCGCUGGGCCUGGGCAUGGAGCACCAGCAACACGCCUGCUGUCCCGGCCCGGGGCGGGGAACGGACUGACCGCCAGCCCGGCCCCUUCCAGUGUCCCCCUGAGGGCCCCCACGAUGCCCUUGUCCCCUCGAGAAAACAAGGAGGGGUCUGAGACUGGACCAGGGUCAUCCGGGCCUUUGAGUUUGCUCUCGGGAGGGGUAGUGGCCCCGUGUCUGUAUAUAGCCAUGAUCGUUAACUCUCUUCCCAGCUGUUAAACAGGGACCCUGGGUGGGUGGCCAAGAGGCGUCCCCCUUCCCCCUUUGCCACCUCCCUACUUUGAGGGACGUGUGGGCCUUGAGGGGAGGUGGCCCAGGAAAGGCACCCCCUAACCGGUGUUCACACUUGGUCCCCAGGCCCCUCUGUCCAGUUUGGGAUGAAGUAUGCAAAGAGCCAUAGGUGAACCAGGGGUUACCGCGGGCUGCCUCGUGUCCCCCCUUCCCCCGCCCCGGGAGCCCCUCACCCCGCUGAAAGCCAUUGGAGACGUUCAGGGAAACGGGGUGUGGCCUGGCCGCCCCCAUUCGGGUACUCAAUCUCAGGUGUCCACAGGUUCUGCCCCACUGCUCACGGGAGGGGCCCCUCAGCCCCCCAGCCUCGAGGGCUGGGUGGGUGGGGACGGGGGAGAUCGUAGGGUUUCCAUAGGGGUACCGGUU
Molecule: messenger RNA, 1566 nt
Organism: Kogia breviceps (pygmy sperm whale)
Lineage: Eukaryota; Metazoa; Chordata; Mammalia; Artiodactyla; Physeteridae
Gene: KLF16
Product: KLF transcription factor 16
Biological process (GO): regulation of transcription by RNA polymerase II
Molecular function (GO): DNA-binding transcription factor activity, RNA polymerase II-specific; RNA polymerase II cis-regulatory region sequence-specific DNA binding
Source: RefSeq, a predicted model, not a curated record